AUGUAUGACGGGCCUUCAAGGACGCAGCGAUACAGGAGGACCAGAUUCGUCUGCGUCUCAGACACGCAUAAUCAGACGCCCAAGCUGCCGAGGGGCGACGUCCUAAUUCACGCUGGCGACCUGACGAAUCAGGGCAGCUUGUCAGAGCUCUCCAAGACCGUCAAAUGGCUGGAGCGGGCGGACUUCGAGGCCAAAAUCGUGGUCGCGGGAAAUCACGAUGUUACGCUCGACAAGCAGUUCUACAAUGAACAUGGCUCCUAUUUUCACAAACAGACCCCACAGUCUCCAGAUGAGUGUCUGGAUUUGUUGAGAUCAUCCCCAUCCAUCACAUACCUGAACCACAGCUCGGCCACGGUUCAGCUCACCAGGUCACCCGCCCUGCCGGUCUCCUUCAGCGUCUUCGGGUCCCCUUACAGCCCUCGCAGCGGCAUGUGGGCAUUUGGCUACGACAAGACGACAUGUGCAGAGCAGGCUGCAGGAGAUGAUCUCUGGUCCGCCAUCCCACUCGACACCGACCUCGUCAUUACGCACACUCCACCGUGGGGCCAUUGCGACGAGUCCACUUCCAGACGGCGAGCGAUGGGCUGCGAGGACCUCCGGCGUGCCCUGUGGCGGGUUCGGCCCAAGCUCGCCGUCUGUGGACACGUGCACGAGGGACGUGGCGUCCAGCGUGUCCGCUGGGAUGUCCUCGGUACCUCCGCAGCCCCGUACGCUGAGCUAGGGUCCGACAGAUGGGAGGAUCCAGGAGCUGCACUGCUACAUGGCAGCAAGAAGCUGUCGCUGGUCGACCUGACCGCUCGGGGCGGCUGGAAGCGACCACUCGACAACGACGGCUCCCCGCUGAGGCGUGGGGCGCCAGCAGAGAGGCACCCACAGGACGGCUUCUGCAAGCAUCUUGUGGAUGGCUCUGUGACUACGCUGCCUGGAUUUGGCACGCGCGGCAUCGGUGGGAAUCCCGAGGUGUCUGUGAGAUGCGACAGGAAUGCCCUGUGCUGCCGUUUGGGUAGGAAAGAAACAUGUGUGAUCAACUGUGCGAUCGCUGCGACCAAUUGGCCUCAUGAGGGGGGAAAGAGGUUCAACAAGCCGAUUGUCGUGGAUUUGGACCUGCCCGUGAUGCAAGAUUGA
This is a messenger RNA of Cryphonectria parasitica EP155, 1125 nucleotides long. Its product is annotated as Metallo-dependent phosphatase. NCBI's taxonomy places the organism in Eukaryota, Fungi, Ascomycota, Sordariomycetes, Diaporthales, Cryphonectriaceae. The record is from RefSeq and is a predicted model, not a curated record. The coding region runs from base 1 to 1125 and encodes 374 amino acids. Gene Ontology annotation, molecular function: hydrolase activity. The transcript has 3 exons.